Molecule: messenger RNA, 3192 nt
Organism: Ambispora leptoticha
Lineage: Eukaryota; Fungi; Glomeromycota; Glomeromycetes; Archaeosporales; Ambisporaceae
Source: the annotation of a GenBank genome assembly
AUGAAUGAGCUUUGCAUAGUUUGCGCAAGUACCUGGGGUGCAUCAGAACCAUCGCAAACUCAUUCACAGUCGUUGAAUAGCCCUGGAAACUACACAUUACAAACAACCACCACACCUAAUCCUAUGGGACAACAGCAACACGUAAAUGAUAACCAGUAUAUGAGCGGUGCGGCUCAAGCUUCUAUUAGCGGCAAUACUAUGACUACCAUGCCUGUUUCCGUGAAGAUUUCCGAUGUAAAUGGAGGCACUAAUAGUAGUCCCGGUGAUAGUAAAGGAGGCGGCGGACAGACACGUUCAAUGAACGGGGCCCCUAUGUUUUUUCCUGCAGGCAAUUAUCUUAAUAUUUUUCAUCGAAUUGAUAUACUUGAUGUGAACGUAGAACUAAUUCGAGUAUGCAUUGACUAUGGUACAAAAGGAUGGAUGAAUGCUCAAGAGAUGAAUGCUUAUAAAAUGCGUCUUCAGUCGAAUCUUAGUUAUCUUGCCACGGUAGCUGAUCAAUACACCAAUCCACAAGGGGAAAUAAAGCAAAAGAUGAUGCCGGAUUUUUCUCCAUUACCGCCACAUCGAUUACACUAUCACCAAAAGAUAAAUCAUCUUAUUCAACGUGCUUCUCAAAUAUUUGCUGCUUCGUAUCACAAUCACGCACAACCGUUACUUGGUCGAUCAGCAGCGGCUGCCGCCGCCGUUACAACUAGUGCUAUGAACAAUAAAGCUUUAGCAAGUUCAAAUAUUAAUGUUUCAGAUUUGAACUCAUCAUCAAUUCGACCAUAUAAAUUGGCAUCUUCUAAUGGAAUAAUAGGUGGAAUGUUAACGAAUCAACAAUUUCAGCAAUCACAGCAACAGCAGCCACAUCCUCACCAAAAUAAUCAGAUCCAAGCCUCCCAACAGUUUCAACAAGUUCAACAAGCCUAUCUUAAGCAGCAACAGCUGCAACUACAGGCACAGAAUCGUCAGUCGUUACAACAACAAGGAGCUCAGAUGUCCACCCAGCAACAGCCACAACAAAAAAAAGGUACUCCACGACUGCAUCCUCAAUCACUGCAAAAAGCACAUCAAUCACCACAACUACAACAGCAACAUGUCAAUACGCCACAAUCUACUCAUCAAACUCAACAAAUGCAUCAAUCGCCACAACAAACUGCUCAAUCAUCACAACAGCAAACGCAGCAACAACAGCAACAACAACAACAAUUGCUCACAGCAUCACAACAACAACAAAUAAUACCGUCUUUAUACAUAAUUGGCAAUGGAACAACAGGUGGAAGUAGCGGCGGAAUCACGACACAACAAUUGCAACAAAUGCAACAUCUGGGAUAUGGAGGCUAUCCAGGAACCAAUGGAACUGUUAUGACAGCAGGCAACGGAUAUUUAAAUCCAUAUAAUAUGAUAAGAUAUACGAAUGGCAAUAAUGGAUUAGUGGGCGGCAAUGGAAUAAUCCAAACUAAUGGAUUGCCAACUAAUGGCAUGCAAGCAAUGGUUAACAAUUGCUGGGAAUGUGCGAAACUAAAUGUUGAAAUUUGCCCCUAUGAUCUACAAGAAGGACAGACUACAGGCAGUCAAAAAAUUGACGAUUUCAUAAGAGAUCAUCAAGCCGAGUAUGCCGGUCCGGGAGAAUGUCAUUUACAAUGGAUUAAUUAUGAUGAGUUUGAAGAUAUUAAACAAAUUGGGAGGGCGGAUUCGACUACACCAAUAUCACAAUCUCAAUUCCUACAAUUACAACAACUGCAGAAUCCAUACCAACAACUUCAACAACCACAAAUUGACACAGCAACAACAAUUGAGAAUAAAGUUCAUCAUCAUUAUCAUGAUACCAAUAGUAUUAAUAAUUUACAAGAGUACGAAUACGAAUACGAAGAAGAAUAUUUCGACGUCGAAGAUAAUUUAUCCUGUGCAUCGUCGUCAACCGCUAUUGAAUCAACAUCACCACCACCAACCAAUAAUUUUCACCAGUAUGAUCAUCAACAAUCCGCAGCAUACCAUCGACAAAAUAGAAGAGCGAAAGUGAAACGGAAUGCGAACGAAUCAAAGAAUGCAGCUGUUUCUUCCGUUCGACCAGUUGGGAUGAGAAAGUUGACCUUGAUUCCGGGAUUUGUGGAAGAUGAAGUGGAUCAAAAGAAUUACAAUUAUCUGUUUGAGGAUAAAAAAGAGUUUUACAUUGUUUCUCCUACUAUUUCGAGUGCUUCAUUAGAAGACGGUUCAAUCGACAAGAAUUAUUUAUCUUCUUAUUGUCAACCACAACUGCAGCCUCAGUCACAGCAUUUGGAUGAUGUUUUUAGAAUAAAUGAUAAUCAAAGUCUUGGAUAUAUAGCGUCAACUUCAAUCAUUCGUCCACCCGGUGGUGAUCAUUACAAUAACCAAUUAUUUAAUUUUGCAUCAUCUUCAGAACUGGAAGUUGACUCCAAACUACAACGAAUUCCAUGUCAUGAGAAUACAGUUGGGAGAGGAAGCUCACCCAUGACAACAUCACCAAUAUUCUCUUCUACGACCUCUGAAUCUUGGAUGUCAAAUAAAAAUACAAAUAACAGCAACGACGAAUACGCAUUUCUAGAUCAACUUCACAUACACCAACAAUACAACAAUAACAGCAUUGCCAUGACUCCAGCUGGCAAACAAUCAACCUAUGAUUAUUAUAUAAGACAUGAAAAUACGUAUGAAACGAAUAACUUUGGUAGACGAGGCGACUUUGAAGAUGAAAAUGACGAUGAAAAUUCUCAAUCCUUUCUAUCCCCGUUGCUGCCAAUCGAAGCUGUCGCGUGGUCUUCGAUUGAUCAAAAUCUUGAGCAUUUAUUGGAAAGAGAAGAGAAAGAAUUUGUCAUCGAUUUUAAACAAAAGCAGGAGAGUCACAAUAUUGUUCCUCAAUAUGAACUUAAUACUCUUAAAAAUAAUAAUGAGAAGAUAGAGGAUAACAAUUCUGAAAGCCACCAAGAAGGACCAGACGAUUAUAAUCGACCUGAUAACCACGUCGAUUCUAAUAAUACGUCUAUCGAAGAAACUACAGCCGCUAUGACCGGAAUUCGUUAUAGGGAUCAACCUGAAGACAAUGGCAAUCGAAAUGGCGAUGAAACUACCAUGGGACAAAAUAAUUCUUUCACAAAGGAACGAACGGAAACACAAAAUUCUUCAUAUCUUGAAGUGUACAUUUUAUUGCAUAGUGAUAACGAUAGAAGUCUAGGCGGAUUAUCAUCAAUAUAG